CGCGAUAAACGAAACAACAGAUUCAAUGAGAUAGAUUUUACAAUCCAUAUCGCAAAUCAUGACUUUAACAAGGCUUGCUUUCCGCUCUAUGCGGCCAUCAAUGACCUUCAAUAGGUCCUUCUCGACAAUUCCACGUCGAUUUGCUGGCGCAGGAAACGCAAAGGAACCCGAGACCUCAGCAGAGCACCGAAAAAUACAAACCGAGAAACCACUCAAUCCACACUUGACGAGCACAAGCUCUACGAUUGCCAGUGGAAUGCCAUCAGUUGGUGCCCAGAAUUCUCCUCCCGACCUUCUUACAUCCAUCGACCCGAAUUUCGUCCCGAAAGACUCCUCCCCCGAGAACACUGAGCGGAUGACAGGAGGUACUCAGAAAGCAGCACCCGAGGCUAGCCAAAACCCAGAGAUUGGUGUUGGGGAACUGCAGGGCGCAAAAUUCAAGAUCGAACCAUUACGAAGAACUGGCGAAGAUCUGAAUACGAUGAGGGCGAGGUUAUUAUACCAGAGCCGUAAGAGAGGCACACUAGAGAGCGAUCUCCUCAUGUCCACCUUCGCAGAUGCAUAUCUGAAGAAAAUGACAAGGGCUCAAUUGGAAGCCUACGACCGCUUUUUGGAUGAGAAUGACUGGGAUAUCUACUACUGGGCAACUCAAGAACCUAAGCCGACAGCUUCAGAAGCUGCGGAGGGUUCGGUUGCUCCAACAAAGGAGACUGGUUCGGAUCCGGAGACUGCCGGAUGGUCAAGCGGACAGCAAAGAAGUGGAGAAUGGGCGCAGACUAUCGGGACAUUCAAGCCGGCGUAUCGCCCCGUGCCAACCCGGUGGAAGAACAGCGAAAUCCUCGCUAUGUUGAGACGACACGUUAUUUCGAGAUCAGCAGGCGGUGUCCAUGAGGGAGACGCCAAUGUUAGUGGAGAUGGAACAAACCAGGGUUCCAAGACCACUGGCGGUGGAGGCAUGGCAUUUAUGCCUCCUGUCUUUGAGACAGACCAACGAUGAUUAGCUUCUAGCUAGCUGUUCUAUGUACAACAUUUUGUCGAGCUGAGUGUAUGUAUAGUUAUUUCAAGAAGGAGGUCGUGGACUCGCCUCUUUCUGGUUCAGCUCCUGAUGGGAUUGUAACUUGAUUUUAUGUUCAAAGUUCACUCGCUGUAGUUUUGGGAUUUACUCAGUAGUAGGCAAUAUGAUCACUGGCUUUGGAUCUUCGC
Amorphotheca resinae ATCC 22711 is the source of this 1203-nucleotide messenger RNA. RefSeq lists its product as hypothetical. The record is from RefSeq and is a predicted model, not a curated record. The transcript has 3 exons. Gene Ontology annotation, biological process: protein-FAD linkage; tricarboxylic acid cycle; mitochondrial respiratory chain complex II assembly. Gene Ontology annotation, cellular component: mitochondrion. NCBI's taxonomy places the organism in Eukaryota, Fungi, Ascomycota, Leotiomycetes, Helotiales, Amorphothecaceae. The coding region runs from base 59 to 997 and encodes 312 amino acids.